AUGUCUUCGUCCGCCACGACUCUCAAGGGCCAGCCCCUGGACAAGGCCGUCCUCGACGCCAUGCUGCGGCGACGCAUGUUCUACACGCCCUCCUUCGAGAUCUACGGCGGCGUAGGUGGUCUCUACGACUACGGCCCGCCAGGCUGUGCCCUGCAGGCCAACAUCGUCGACCUGUGGCGGAAACACUUUGUCCUGGAGGAGGACAUGCUCGAAGUCGACUGCACCGCCUUGACUCCCCACGAUGUUCUCAAGACCAGCGGCCACGUCGACAAGUUUGCCGACUGGAUGUGCAAGGACCCCAAGAACGGCGAGAUCCUGCGAGCCGACCACUUCGUCGAGGCCAUCCUCGAGGCUAGGCUCAAGGGCGACAAGGAGGCCCGUGGCCAAAAGGUGGAGGAGAAGGAGGUCGAUCCCAAGAAGAAGAAGAAGGCCAAGUCCGCGGCCGCCGUUAAGCUUGACGAUGCCGUUGUCCAGGAGUACGAGGAGGUGCUCGCCAAGAUCGACAACUAUGGCGGCCCUGAGCUCGGCGAGCUUAUCAAGAAGUACGACCUCAAGAACCCCGAGACUGGCGUGCUUCCCUCAGAGCCCGUGGCCUUCAACCUCAUGUUCCAGACGUCCAUCGGACCGAGCAGCAACCUCCCGGGAUACCUGCGUCCCGAGACUGCUCAGGGCCAGUUCCUCAACUUUGCCAAGCUUCUCGAAUUCAACCAGUCCCAGAUGCCCUUUGCCUCGGCCUCCAUCGGCAAGUCAUACCGAAACGAGAUUUCUCCCCGUGCCGGUCUCUUGCGUGUGCGAGAGUUUUUGAUGGCUGAGAUUGAGCACUUUGUCGACCCUGAGGGUGGCAAGAAGCACAGCCGCUUCCAUGAGGUUGAGGACGUCGAGCUGGUCCUGCUGGACCGCCACGUUCAGCUCUCUGGAAAGACUGAGACGAAGAAGAUGACCAUUGGUCAGGCCGUCAAGAACGGCGUCGUCGACAACGAGACUCUUGGAUACUUCCUUGCCCGUAUCCACCUCUUCAUGAAGAGAAUCGGCGUCGACCUGUCCAAGAUGCGCUUCCGACAGCACAUGGCCAACGAAAUGGCCCACUACGCCACCGACUGCUGGGACGCCGAGCUGUUGACCUCGACUGGCUGGGUCGAGUGCGUUGGCUGUGCCGACCGCAGUGCCUAUGACUUGACCGUCCAUGCCAAGAAGACUGGCGCUCCCUUGGUCGUCCGUGAGCGACUCGACGAGCCCAAGGUCAUUGAGGAGUGGCAAAUCGAUAUUCAAAAGAAGAAGUUUGGCCCCCUAUUCAAGAAGGAUGCCAAGACGGUGGAGACUGCCUUGGAGGCUACCUCGCAAGAGCAGCGUGAGAAGCUGGCCAAGGAGCUGACCGAGACUGGAAAGAUUGUCCUGGACGUGGAGGGCCUUGCCGAUGGUAAGGCCGUCAUCGACAAGGACUCUGUCGUUAUUGAGUUCCGCAAGAGAGUGGAGAACACUCGCGAGUUCACGCCCAAUGUCAUUGAGCCGUCAUUCGGUAUUGGCCGUAUUCUCUACUCGCUCAUUGAGCACAACUUCUGGACCCGUGCCAGCGAUGGUGGUGAUGAGUCCCGUGGUGUCCUGUCUUUCCCGCCUACCGUGGCCCCGACCAAGGUCCUCCUGGUGCCCCUGUCAUCCAACCCGCAAUUCAAGCCCGCAGUCAAGGCUCUUUCUCAGAAGCUGCGAAGCCUCGGUGUCUCCAGCCGUGUAGAUGACUCCUCUGCCAGUAUCGGUAAGCGAUACAGCCGUAACGACGAGCUUGGCACGCCGCUUGGCAUCACCGUCGACUUCCAGACCCUUCAGGACGGCUCCAUUACCCUGAGAGAUCGUGACUCGACCACCCAGGUCCGAGCCGAGGAGAGUAAGAUCCUGGAUGCCAUUAAAUCACUUGUAGAUGGCAGCAAGAACUGGGAGGCGGUUGCAAGCGAGCUCCCCAAGUUUGAGGGACAGGAGAUUGAGGUCGCCGUUCGAUAG
Messenger RNA from Trichoderma aggressivum f. europaeum, 1992 nucleotides. RefSeq lists its product as uncharacterized. NCBI's taxonomy places the organism in Eukaryota, Fungi, Ascomycota, Sordariomycetes, Hypocreales, Hypocreaceae. Gene Ontology annotation, biological process: mitochondrial glycyl-tRNA aminoacylation. The coding region runs from base 1 to 1992 and encodes 663 amino acids. The transcript is spliced from 2 exons. Gene Ontology annotation, molecular function: glycine-tRNA ligase activity; ATP binding. The record is from RefSeq and is a predicted model, not a curated record. Gene Ontology annotation, cellular component: mitochondrion; cytoplasm.